AUGCAACUGUUUGCGCUUGCGGCUGCGGUUUUGGUAAAUGUCGCAUCAUCAACUCAAAACCGAAUAAACCGACAAACGGGUAGUGGCCGCGUCGGGGAUGCGUGUGCAUUCAACACUGAUUGCUUGACGGGUAUGUUUUGUAAUGGAGGUCUCUGCUCCUGCCUCUCCACAUAUAUUGCUGCUGAAUCGUACUGCUAUCAAAAAAUUGAGCCUGGGCAGCCGGGAUGUGUUUACAAUGAACAAUGCAGUGCCGUGUGGCCAGAAGCCUUUUGCGACACAUCAGCCGGGGUUGGAACUUGCCGCUGUGGUGAAAAUAAGGUUGAGCGUGCCACUAGGGAUGGACAUGUUUGUCUGGACAUCCAUGAUGCAAAUGAUAACACGUUGGCUAUUACAUGUCCAUUGCCGGAGGGAGCUGGAUACACUUCUGCGCUUUCCGAUCCAAAGCACCCGAGACAGAACGAUGGUCCUGGUCCAGUUUUGUGCAACACCGAAAGUACUUUGACGCAACAAUCAGCUGAAGACAUGGGUGAUGGAAACGCCGCUUGUCUGUUCCCAUCUGAUAGUUCGUAUAUGGCUGAUUUAUACGACUGUGUCGAGUUUGUCUCCGUCAUGGAUCUAUCUUCGGCUGGUUAUUCUGAGAAGGCCAAUGGCAUUUGCUGUCCGAAUCGAGCCUUUACCUGCGUCCAACCAACAGCCACUGGUCCAAAUCCAACGGAACCCCGCUGGUGGUACAACGCGAUCACCGGGAUGUGUCAACAGUUCCUCUGGGAUCCGACAGCUAGCGGCCCCGGGGAGCAUUCGCCAAACAAUUUCCGCACGCUCGCCCACUGCGAGAGCUUCUGUCGAGAUUCGUGUUCACGUGGAGCUCCAGAAUAUGAGCAGAGGUCGUCGUACCUGGAGGAAGUACCAGUCACAGGAUGUUCUCAAUCCACGGCUUGCACGUCAAGCUUCGAAUGCAAGACGGUUGGAAGUACACAAUGGUGUUGUCCGACAGUCGCGUCAAUUUGCGGUUCCGUUGGCGGUAGACCGCUCGACCCAACUGCGCACCUACGUGGAACCGGCUAUCAUUCUGGAGUUGAGAAACAGGGUACCGCUCCAUCCACUCGCUUCUACUACGAUACAACUAGCGGGAAGUGCUCUCCAUUCACCUACUUGGGAGCGGGCGGCAACUACAACAACUUCCUCUCCAGGAUUGAUUGUGAACUCUUCUGUGCUAGAUUGCAAUGCGACCGAGGAAAUCCACUCCGAAUUGGAGAUGUAACCCAACAAUGCCAAUCGAACUCCGAUUGCCCGUCAUCUCACGAAUGCAAGAUUGACCAGGGUGUAUGCUGUCCGAGAAUGCAAACGAUUUGUACUCAACCACUACGAGUCGGAAAUUGUGAUCGAUCUGUUAGGAGAUAUUGGUACUCGGCAGCCACUCGCGAAUGCCAGUCUUUUGAAUACACUGGAUGCCAAGGAAAUGACAACAAUUUUGAGACCCUUGUUGAUUGUCAGACGUUCUGCCGGAAUGCAGCACCGGAACCAAGAUGCCUCCAAGGUCAAUCGUAUAAGGAUUCAUCGGCCAAAUUCGUGACCUGCUCAACGACUCGCUCAAAAUCGACGUGCCCGGCCAAUUAUGAGUGCUACUUUGAUGGAAAUAUGUUUGGGUGCUGCCCAACUAAAGCAUAUACUUGCUCAUUAUCGUUCAACGCUGGCAAACAAUGCGGCCCUGGAGUAUCGUUUAAGUAUUAUUACAAUGCUCAGACACAGGAAUGCGAAACAUUCGAGUACCUUGGUUGUGACGGAAAUUCAAAUAAUUUUGCGACGAGACAAGAAUGCGAGGGAUACUGUGGUGUUGGAGGAUGCUCAAAUGGUGGGACUCCAUUGCGAGACUCUUCCGGAGCACUUCAUACUUGUUCGGAACGAGAUGGAGGUUGUCCAUCCACACACGAGUGCCAAUCGGUAUCACUUGGUGGUGAUGUCAUUUCGAAUCGUUGUUGUCCAAGCAAGAGUUAUAUUUGUGGUCUCCCACCGCAACAAGGUUCCUCAAUGUGCUCUGGUGGUCUUACGGUUGUCACACGCUAUUACUUCAACAUUGUGACCAAAAAGUGUUCCCCAUUUGUCUACAAUGGAUGCGACGGAAAUCCAAAUAACUUCGCCUCCAUGCAACAAUGCAAUAAUUUCUGCUUGGCGGCUGCGUGCGCUGCUGGAGACGUCGUUUACCUAAAUCCAAAUUCACAGAUGCCAAUCACAUGCAAUGACGAGAUGCAGAACAAUUGCCCGAAGAAUUUCAACUGCAUCUUCGAUCAUCUCACUGAACAAUCGGUCUGUUGUGGAGCCACCGACAUGGCGGUGUGCCCCGAUGGUGAAAAGGCCUACAUCAACAGCGUGGACAUGACGGUGAAAGAGUGCUUGAUCAACGAGCACUCGUCAUGCCCAAGGGACUAUCUGUGUCGAUUUAACGCCCAGAAAAAUCGAUAUUUCUGUUGUGGAUCGAUCAAGAAAAGCUAUUGCCCGCCUGGAAGAGCACCAUAUAAAGACCAACAAUCGCUGCAGCCUCUGCGAUGCACCAUGCAUGCCGCAACGAGUUCGUGUCCAGAUGGCUUUGCCUGCCAAAGCGAUCUACAAGAUGCCCUUCAAGGAUAUUGUUGCUCAGUUGCUGAUAUCUGUCCGAACCGGGAGGAAUAUUUCUUGGACGAAUCAACCGGAAUGCCGCGUUCUUGUACCGUUGGCCACUUUGUCACAUGCCCGACCGGAUUCAGCUGUAUGACUCAAUAUGAUGGAAUGAUCGGAUAUUGCUGUCGUUUUAGCUCGCGAGGUAUGCCCCAGCUCGCCGCCACGGAUGGCUGUCCGCCUGGCGAAAUCGUCUACAUGGAGAGGAAUGAAGUCGUUGCCUGCGAUCCGUUCAACCCUGUGAAUCAAGGAUGUCCAAAUGGCUUCUCUUGCCAAUGGUCGAUCCGCACCCAACGAUACCAAUGCUGUGGCGCCGAUCCUUUGCCACCACCUAUUGAAAACGAUGGAUGCCCGGCUCGCCAAAUCGCAUUCACGGAUCCGGAUACCAGGAAACCAAAGAUCUGCACUUCUGCCUCCCUCUCCUGCCCUACUGGAUACUUCUGCCAAUUUUCUACCACCAACAAACAAUUCCAAUGCUGUGGGAUCCCUUCCGAUUGCCCAGCUGUGAUGGUGGCUUUUAUUGGAAUUUCGGGGGACCCCCAAGGAUGCUCGAUGAAUGGGGGAACGCCAUGCCCGGAUGGGUUCAGCUGUGUGAAGGGGAAAAGCGGAGGCGAGCUGUGUUGCGCCGGUGGAGAAACUUGCGACUCGUCUCAGGUGCAAAUCAAUGGUCUUUGCCAUCCAAGGCAGCCCGUCGGAGGAACGUGUAUGCAUCCGGAGCAAUGCUUAGGAGGAGCCACAUGCCAAGACGAGAAAUGCCUCUGUGGAAACGGAGAAGUGGAAAAAGCCGGUAUUUGCAGGAGACCGGAAGCCCCACAAGAACGGAAAUGCACCGCAUUGCAAGUAAUGAUCGCCGACGAGUGCCUGCCACUGGUUACCCUAGGAAGAGCAUGCGUCCACACAGCACAGUGCCCUGGCAGCGGCCGAUGCGUCGAGGGAGUUUGCGAUUGCCCGCCCAGGACAAAUGAUGAAUGCAUCGUAAAGGUCGAUGAGAGACCAAAGGGUCGCUCCCUGACCGAGCUGAAUAAAGUAGCUGCGAUCGUAACGGAACCCAAGAAGUCUCCUGCUAUGACUACAGUAAAUAAGGAUCUUUGCCCAUCACAACGUGAAGCAUUCCUGGUUAAUGGAGAGCCGAAGAAGUGUAUUAAUGGCCAAGUGUGUCCCUCGCAAUACGCUUGUACCUAUUCGAAGCCGGCUCGGUCGUAUCUAUGCUGUAGUAGAGCAACCACCGCUUUGGCCAAUGCCGCCACGAUGGACUGGUGUCCAACUGGUGAGCCAUUGCUGUUUCCGGUCAGCCGUCAGCCCGUUGUUUGCACGAGAUACCAAAAAUGCCCAGCCAACUACGCAUGCCUACGCAAUGCCAGCAAUCGUCAAUUCUACUGCUGUGCGGUAACAGAGGAGAAUUUGAAGACGAUCGCCGGAGCCAAGCGGAAACCCGGGCAGCAGCUUACCAUGAAGGAAUAUUUGUUAAAGAUAUCCGCGAACUCGAUGAACGCUUUGAAUCAAGCAUAUAAAAUGCAGCGAGCACCGCCGAGGAGGAGACCAAAGGGCAAAGCGAAGCCUGGACCAUGCCCCUCAUAUCUGGUCAUGCUAGAGGUGGAAAUCAAGGGUAAAGUGGUCAAAAGAUGCCAAUCCUCCUGCCCCUCUACAAUGUCUUCGGUGAACGAAAUGGCUCGCUUCCAACUUGUCCUCUUGAUCGUCAUCGCUAUCAUCGCUGUUAUUCUUGCGGAUUCGUGCGCCGACACUGGCAAAUACUGCGAUGUCCUCUCGAAGUUCUGCCACGAGACAAAGUACGCUCACUUGACCUCGAAGUGCGCCAAGUCGUGCGGAUUCUGC
This is a messenger RNA of Mesorhabditis spiculigera, 4485 nucleotides long. NCBI's taxonomy places the organism in Eukaryota, Metazoa, Nematoda, Chromadorea, Rhabditida, Rhabditidae. The record is from the annotation of a GenBank genome assembly.